UGGGCUCCUCUGAAGCUCUUGCCCAGGCCGGGGAAGGGAAAGGUGGCUCAGCGUGGAAAUGUGGGAGGAAAAGGGAGCCCACGGCCUGGGUCCUGGGAAGGGGCAGGCCAGGCAAGGCAGAGGGAGUGGGGAAGGGGGGGCGAUGGCCCACGUGCUGGUGGGGGACAGGGGAACAAUGGGGCCUUUGGUGAUUGUGCCGGAUCCUUCCCCCCCCACCCCCAGCUUCCCAGCGUGUCCCCUCUGUGGGCUGGAUCCGGGUGGCUGCUUGGGGGCGGGGCAGGGGGCCCUGAAUGGGCCCCUUGUCUCAACGCUGGGUGUGGGCCAGGCUCCCCGGGCACACUGUGCCCUUGCCAGGCCUGGCCAGCCUCCAUGGCCUCCCCCCGCAGCUGGCUGACGCUGGGGCCCUGUGGGUAAGCAGGCCCCUCCCUGACGGCCUCAGCUCCCGUCCCAGACAGAAGAGGCAGGUGGGGAGAAAGACCCCAUCUAGUGGGGAGGCGGGGAAGCAGCAGCCACCACUCGGGAGGGAUCUUGGGGUUUGGACUCCCUGCCCUGUGGCUCCCUAGAUUUAUGACUUCAGCAGGCUCUCCUGGUUUCCCCGAAUCUCAGCUUCCUCCUGGGUGAAAUGACCCUGACAAAAAUGCCUACCUGAAGGGCAGCUGGGAGGGGUUACAUGGCCCCAUACAUGGGAAAUGCCCAAGGAGCACCAGCGUUGUGUUCACUGAGUUUCCCUUCCUUGGAUUUGGGGGAAAGAGGGUCUAGGGUACAGGGAUUGGCUCUGGGGGUCCUGGAAGGGCCUCGGGGGUUGGGGUCAGGGCCAGGAAGACUCUCACAAUGGUCUAGAACUCUCUCUCCCUCUGGGUUCUCAUCCACUUUUGACUCCUCUCCCUGUCUCAGGGAGGGGAGGAAGGGCCUAGGAUGACUCACUGCGGCGAUCUUUCCUCCUGGAUUCCCUAUUUCUUUCUUCUCUGCUGUGCCUGAAGUUCCCCAGAGACCCCUUAGGUGGCGGCCGCUGGCCCGCAGCCUCUCCCCCUCCCCGUCCCCACUGAACUAAAUGCUCAUUCUGUCCCCUUCUUGGGACUCGUGUAAUCGGGAGAAAUGGCCGUGGUUAUUAAGUUCUUCCGAUGGAUUUGGCAAAAGAUUAGCCGCUGGGUUUUCUUCUGGAAACACAAAACUAAGUCAGUCAUCACGGAUCAUACUGACUCCAAGAAAAAUGAGUUGAAGGCGGAGAAGGCUUUCAAGGUGUCUGAGACUUUCAAGUUGGUUGAGCCCCCCAAGGAGGCUAAGGUCUCCAAGAUGGAUGUGUCCCCAAAGGUGGUCGACCCCUGCCUGUUAGCCAAGACCACCACGGAUGGGGCUGCGGUGGAGGCGGGUCGCCGUCGGAGAUCACUGUUGCAGCUGCCCCAGGUGGCCGUCAAGUCCGUCUCCAUGCUCAUGGCCUCCGCCCUGCAGUCUGGCUGGCAGAUGUGCAGCUGGAAGUCAUCUGUGAGUUCUACCUCAGUUGCCUCCCAGAUGAAGACCGGGUCCCCCAUGGAGUCACAAGAGGCUGCGAUGUUGAGGGAAGUGUACCUGGUGCUUUGGGCUGUCCGGAAACAGCUGCGGCACCUGGCCCGCCGGCAGGAGAGACGGCGCCAGCGGCACCUCCGGGCCCACAUGGGCCCCCAGCCUGACCCAGUUCAGGGUCUGAAACAGGAUGCCCGGAGUCCCCUCUAGGGGGGAAGCCCACAUCCUCAGAAAGCCCCCGCCUCACUCUUAGGUAAGGUUGAUGGGAGAGGUUAGAGCAGCAGGCCAGGAGUUGUGGGUGAGGAGAAGUUGUCACACCGUCACCUCUCAUCGAGACCUGGAGGCCUGGCCCGGGGCGGGGUGGGGGGGGGCGGUCCCACAUACACUCCCCUUCAUUCCUUUUAUUCAAUUUGUAAAAAGAAUUAUCAAAAUGUUGGGAAAUAAUAUCAGAUAUUUCCGAGUA
This is a messenger RNA of Capra hircus (goat), 1963 nucleotides long. RefSeq names its product chromosome 25 C7orf61 homolog (gene SPACDR). The transcript has 3 exons. The coding region runs from base 1096 to 1710 and encodes 204 amino acids. The record is from RefSeq and is a predicted model, not a curated record. Lineage: Eukaryota; Metazoa; Chordata; Mammalia; Artiodactyla; Bovidae.